AUGAACCUGCCCCAUUCUCCCGCUUUCCAUCACCCCGCCCCAUUCUCCCGAUUUCCAUCACCCCGCCCCAUUCUCCCGCUUUCCAUCACCCCGCCCCAUUCUCCCGCUUUCCAUCAUCCCGCCCCAUUCUCCCUCCUUCCAUCACCCCGCCCCAUUCUUCCGCUUCCCAUCAUCCCGCCCCAUUUCCCCGCUUUCCAUCACCCCUCCCCAUUCUCCCUCCUUCCAUCACCCCGCCCCAUUCUCUCGCUUUCCAUCACCUCGCCCCAUUUUCCCGCUUUCCAUCACCCCGCCCCAUUCUCCCGCUUUCCAUCACUCUGCCCCAUCAUCCCUCCUUCCAUCACCCCGCCCCAUUCUCCCUCCUUCCAUCACCCCGCCCCAUUCUCCCUCCUUCCAUCACCCCGCCCCAUUCUCCCGCUUUCCAUCACCCCGCCUCAUUCUCCCGCUUCCCAUAACCCCACCCCAUUCUCCCGCUUUCCAUCACCCCGCCACAUUCUCACACUUUCCAUCAUCCCGCCCCCUUCUCUCUCCUUCCAUCACCCCGCCCCAUUCUCCCUCCUUCCAUCACCCCGCCCCAUUCUCCCGCUUUCCUUCAGCCCGCCCCAUUCUCCCGCUUUCCAUCACCCCGCCCCAUUCUCCCGCUUUCCAUCACCCCUCCCCUUUCUCUCGCUUUCCAUCUCCCCGCCCCAUUCUCCCGCUUUCCAUCACCCCGCCCCAUUCUCCCGCUUUCCAUCACCCCGCCCCAUUCUUCCGCUUCCCAUCAUCUCGCCCCAUUCCCCUGCUUUCCAUCACCCCUCCCCAUUCUCCCUCCUUCCAUCACCCCGCCCCAUUCUCUCACUUUCCAUCACCCCGCCCCGUUCUCCCGCUUUCCAUCACCCCGCCCCAUUCUCCCGCUUUCCAUCACCCCGCCCCAUUCUUCUGCUUCCCAUCAUCCCGCCCCAUUCCACCGCUUUCCAUCACCCCUCCCCAUUCUCCCUCCUUCCAUCACCCCGCCCCAUUCUUCCGCUUUCCAUCACCCGCCCCAUUCUCCCGCUUUCCAUCACCUCGCCCCAUUCUCCCGCUUUCCAUCACCCCGCCCCAUUCUUUUGCUUUCAAUCACCCCGCCCCAUUCUCCGGCUUUCCAUCACCCUGCCUCAUUCACCCGCUUUCCAUCACCCCGCCCCAUUCUCCUGCUUUCCAUUACCCCGCCCCAUUCUCCCGCUUUCCAUCACCCCUCCCCAUUCUCCCUCCUUCCAUCACCCCGCCCCAUUCUCUCGCUUUCCAUCACCUCGCCCCAUUUUCCCGCUUUCCAUCACCCCGCCCCAUUCUCCCGCUUUCCAUCACUCUGCCCCAUUAUCCCUCCUUCCAUCACCCCGCCCCAUUCUCCCGCUUUCCAUCACCCCGCCCCAUUCUCCCUCCUUCCAUCACCCCGCCCCAUUCUCCCGCUUUCCAUCACCCCGCCCCAUUCUCCUGCUUCCCAUAACCCCACCCCAUUCUCCCGCUUUCCAUCACCCCGCCACAUUCUCCCACUUUCCAUCACCCCGCCCCCUUCUCUCUCCUUCCAUCACCCCGCCCCAUUCUCCCUCCUUCCAUCACCCCGCCCCAUUCUCCCGCUUUUCAUCAGCCUGCCCCAUUCUCCCGCUCUCCAUCACCCCUCCCUUUUCUCCCGCUUUCCAUCUCCCCGCCCCAUUCUCCCGCUUUCCAUCACCCCGCCCCAUUCUCCCGCUUUCCAUCACCCCUCCCCAUUCUCCCUCCUUCCAUCACCCCGCCCCAUUCUCUCGCUUUGCAUCACCUCGCCCCAUUUUCCCGCUUUCCAUCACCCCGCCCCAUUCUCCCGCUUUCCAUCACUCUGCCCCAUUAUCCCUCCUUCCAUCACCCCCGCCCCAUUCUCCCGCUUUCCAUCACCCCGCCCCAUUCUCCCUCCUUCCAUCACCCCGCCCCAUUCUCCCGCUUUCCAUCACCCCGCCCCAUUCUCCCGCUCUCCAUCACCCCUCCCUUUUCUCCCGCUUUCCAUCUCCCCGCCCCAUUCUCCCGCUUUCCAUCACCCCGCCCCAUUCUCCCGCUUUCCAUCAUCCCGCCCCAUUCUCCCUCCUUCCAUCACCCCGCCCCAUUCUUCCGCUUCCCAUCAUCCCGCCCCAUUUCCCCGCUUUCCAUCACCCCUCCCCAUUCUCCCUCCUUCCAUCACCCCGCCCCAUUCUCUCGCUUUCCAUCACCUCGCCCCAUUUUCCCGCUUUCCAUCACCCCGCCCCAUUCUCCCGCUUUCCAUCACUCUGCCCCAUCAUCCCUCCUUCCAUCACCCCGCCCCAUUCUCCCUCCUUCCAUCACCCCGCCCCAUUCUCCCUCCUUCCAUCACCCCGCCCCAUUCUCCCGCUUUCCAUCACCCCGCCUCAUUCUCCCGCUUCCCAUAACCCCACCCCAUUCUCCCGCUUUCCAUCACCCCGCCACAUUCUCACACUUUCCAUCAUCCCGCCCCCUUCUCUCUCCUUCCAUCACCCCGCCCCAUUCUCCCUCCUUCCAUCACCCCGCCCCAUUCUCCCGCUUUCCUUCAGCCCGCCCCAUUCUCCCGCUUUCCAUCACCCCGCCCCAUUCUCCCGCUUUCCAUCACCCCUCCCCUUUCUCUCGCUUUCCAUCUCCCCGCCCCAUUCUCCCGCUUUCCAUCACCCCGCCCCAUUCUCCCGCUUUCCAUCACCCCGCCCCAUUCUUCCGCUUCCCAUCAUCUCGCCCCAUUCCCCUGCUUUCCAUCACCCCUCCCCAUUCUCCCUCCUUCCAUCACCCCGCCCCAUUCUCUCACUUUCCAUCACCCCGCCCCGUUCUCCCGCUUUCCAUCACCCCGCCCCAUUCUCCCGCUUUCCAUCACCCCGCCCCAUUCUUCUGCUUCCCAUCAUCCCGCCCCAUUCCACCGCUUUCCAUCACCCCUCCCCAUUCUCCCUCCUUCCAUCACCCCGCCCCAUUCUUCCGCUUUCCAUCACCCGCCCCAUUCUCCCGCUUUCCAUCACCUCGCCCCAUUCUCCCGCUUUCCAUCACCCCGCCCCAUUCUUUUGCUUUCAAUCACCCCGCCCCAUUCUCCGGCUUUCCAUCACCCUGCCUCAUUCACCCGCUUUCCAUCACCCCGCCCCAUUCUCCUGCUUUCCAUUACCCCGCCCCAUUCUCCCGCUUUCCAUCACCCCUCCCCAUUCUCCCUCCUUCCAUCACCCCGCCCCAUUCUCUCGCUUUCCAUCACCUCGCCCCAUUUUCCCGCUUUCCAUCACCCCGCCCCAUUCUCCCGCUUUCCAUCACUCUGCCCCAUUAUCCCUCCUUCCAUCACCCCGCCCCAUUCUCCCGCUUUCCAUCACCCCGCCCCAUUCUCCCUCCUUCCAUCACCCCGCCCCAUUCUCCCGCUUUCCAUCACCCCGCCCCAUUCUCCUGCUUCCCAUAACCCCACCCCAUUCUCCCGCUUUCCAUCACCCCGCCACAUUCUCCCACUUUCCAUCACCCCGCCCCAUUCUCUCUCCUUCCAUCACCCCGCCCCAUUCUCCCUCCUUCCAUCACCCCGCCCCAUUCUCCCGCUUUUCAUCAGCCUGCCCCAUUCUCCCGCUCUCCAUCACCCCUCCCUUUUCUCCCGCUUUCCAUCUCCCCGCCCCAUUCUCCCGCUUUCCAUCACCCCGCCCCAUUCUCCCGCUUUCCAUCACCCCGCCCCAUUCUUCCGCUUCCCAUCAUCCCGCACCAUUCCCCCGCUUUCCAUCACCCCUCCCCAUUCUCCCUCCUUCCAUCAUUCCGCCCCAUUCUCUCACUUUCCAUCACCCCGCCCCGUUCUCCCGCUUUCCAUCACCCCGCCCCAUUCUCCCGCUUUCCAUCACCCCGCCCCAUUCUCCCUCCUUCC
Messenger RNA from Closterium sp. NIES-65, 3835 nucleotides. The record is from the annotation of a GenBank genome assembly. NCBI's taxonomy places the organism in Eukaryota, Viridiplantae, Streptophyta, Zygnematophyceae, Desmidiales, Closteriaceae.